This is a messenger RNA of Paramecium sonneborni, 2072 nucleotides long. NCBI's taxonomy places the organism in Eukaryota, Ciliophora, Oligohymenophorea, Peniculida, Parameciidae. The record is from the annotation of a GenBank genome assembly.
CGAAUUCAUGGAUUAACAGCUAUCAUAUUACUAAACUCAAUAAUUUCUAGAACCCAAUCAAGAUCCUAAUUAGUCUUAAAGAUCUAAAUCAAAUACAAGAGAUCUUCUCACUUCUCCCAAUAUUGUUUAUGUUACUAGAACACUUCCAUAAUAACAAACAUAACCACCAAUUAGAUUAGAAACUCAACAAAUGAAACCUUCCUAAUCUCAUUAUAAUAUUAAAGUUUAAGAAAUUGUCAAAGUCAUCGAACCAUCUAGAGAAGAACUUGAAUUUUAUAAAAACAAAUGUUCUUUAUAUGAAAAAUAAAUUUAAGAACUAUCUAAUGAAAAUCAUAGACUCAAAACUAAUUGCCAAGAAAAAAUUACAUAUAUUGAAGAUACCCAUAGAAUCUAAUAAUUAGAAAAUAAUUUAUAAUAAUAUUAAAUUGAACUUAAUAGAGUAAAUACUCUCCUUAGAGAAACUACUAAUGAAACAGAAUAAUAUAAAAUUAAACUUAAUUAAAUGAACCAAUAAUUUAUGGUCUUCCAAUAAAAUCAAGUGGAAUUCGAAAGAAUCAAAAAAGGUUCGUAAGACAAUGAAUAAUAUUGGCAAAAUGAAAUUUAAAGAUUGAAUAUACUUGUCUCUCAAAGUCAAUCUUAAUUAUAAUAAAUGUAAAAAACUUUAAUAGAAUCCAAAAAAUAUGAGUAAUCAUAUAUUUAGUAACAAUAAGUACAAGGAUAAUUAACUACUGAACUUGAAAGAAUUACUACUUUACUUAAAUAAAAAUCAGAAGAAUAUGAACAAUCCAAAUCAACAUAUAUUUAAGAAGUAGAAAUUCUCUCCAAAAGAUUAAAAGAAUUAGAACUUGAAAUUUCAAACCUUAAAAAUAAGGAAAUCAAUUAUAAAUAAACUAUUGAAGAUUAAAAUAAGGAAAAUCAUAAUCUUUCUGAUAAAUUUAUGAAUGAUAUACUCAAUAAAAAUGAAGAAAUUUCUAAAUUAUAAUCUAUUAUUUAAACACUUUAAAUCACUUUAUAAGAUACUUCCAAAUAUUAAGAAUAUGAAAUUAGAUCCAAAUUAUAAAAUGAGGAAAUUAAUAAUCUAAAUCAAAAAAUUAGAAGUAAAUAAGAUGAAUUAGAUAAGUAUAAAUAAUAAUUCAUUAUAUAUCAAAAUUAAUUAUAAGAAUAUUAAAAAUAUACAGAUUAUGAAAUCAAAUAUUAAAACUUAGCACAAGAAUUUGAUAGAGUCAAUAAUUCAUUUAUGAUUAAAUUAUAAGAAAAUGAUCAAUUAAGAAAUUGUAUUGCCAAAUUAUAAAUCACACUUAAUGAUCAUUAUAAAGUAGAAGAUUACGAAAAUAAAAUUGCAUUAUAAAAUCAAGAGAUUGAUCGUUUACAUUAAAGUCUUUAACAUAAAAUUGAAGAAAUAGAUAGACUUACUAAUGAAAAUAAUAGAAUUACCUAAAUAUUGAGAUAAAGAAAUGAAGAAUUAGAAAAUUUAAAAUAUAAAUUAUAAGAUAUUACUUAAAUAAAAGAAUAUUAAUAGAGGUAUGCCUUAUUAAGUACUGAAAUUGAGAGAUUAACUGUUUAAUUAAGGAAUAAGAAUGAAGAAAUAGAAAAAAUUAGAUCAUAGUUUUCUUAAUUUUAAUUAAGUGAAGCUAAUAAAUUAAAAGAAUUAGAAUAAAAAAAUGUUGUUUAUUCUACUGAAAUUGAAAGAUUAAGCAAUUUAUUGAAAAUUAAAUUAUAAGAAAUUGAGUAAAAUAAAGUGACAAUUAAAUAGUUGUAAGAGGAAUUGGAUAAUUAAAAAAUAAAAAUUAUCAAUUAAAUGGAUGUUACAACUUUUAAUGAAAAAAUUACUUAACUAUCUUAAGAAGUAGAUUCAUGGAAGACUCAAUUUAUUAAUUUAAAUAGAGAAUAUCAUAAAUAAUAAGAAUAACUUAUUUUGUCAAAUGCUGAACUUGAUACUUUCAAGAAGUAAAAAAAUGGAUAAAUUAAAGUAAAUAUUUAUUUAAAUCUAUUUUUAGGUCGAUUAAUAUGAGAAUCAGAAUUCUAAAAUUUCAUAAUAUCAAUACGGAACAUUAACGAAUAGAAAUUUUUGA